AUCAGCUACUCACUUGGCGACGUGUACCCGGUGAGUGGAAGUGUCCAGGUAUCUCACCGCUGCUGGAUUACAAGCUGCCAUAAAGCACCUAAAAGGCCUUAAAAGAACGAAAGCAUGGGAGGAUCACAGAGUGUGGAGAUACCGGGAGGGGGUUCCGAGGGCUACCACGUCCUCCGGGUUCAGGAGAACUCGCCUGGACACCGUGCAGGACUGGAACCUUUUUUUGACUUCAUCGUCUCCAUCAAUAACACCAGACUGAACAAGGACAACGACACCCUGAAGGACUUGCUGAAAGCCAGUGUAGAGAAACCAGUUAAGAUGCUGGUCUACUCCUCAAAGACCCUGGAGCUGCGGGAGUCCACUGUCACACCCAGUAACCUUUGGGGGGGCCAGGGCUUGCUUGGCGUCUCUAUUCGUUUCUGCAGCUUUGAAGGAGCUAAUGAGAAUGUUUGGCAUGUCUUGGAAGUGGAGCCGAAUUCCCCAGCAGCCCUUGCAGGCUUGCGGCCGCACACUGACUACAUCAUUGGAGCUGACACCGUUAUGAAUGAGUCAGAGGACCUCUUCUCUCUGAUAGAGAGCCACGAGGGGAAAGGAUUGAAGCUCUAUGUGUAUAACACAGACACUGACAACUGCAGAGAGGUGGUCAUCACACCAAACAGUUCCUGGGGAGGAGAGGGCAGCCUUGGAUGUGGGAUUGGUUAUGGAUACCUUCACAGGAUUCCCACCAGGCCUUUUGAGGAGGGGAAGAAGAUCAGCUUCCCUGGAAAUAAUCCCAGUGAGCCCGUCAGUCCACUGAAGGAUGGAUUCACUGAGGUCCAGCUCUCAGCAGUGACCCCUCCUCCCACUGCACCUGCUGUCCCCUCAGGUCUAGAGGAUUCACUGUCUGCCCUGUCAAUCAGCACAGCCCCGCCCACCAUGCCCAGUGAGCUGCAGACAGGUUUGCCCACAGUCCCUCUGCUCCCCUCCUCCACCAGCCCCUCCCUCAGCCCACUCACUCCACUGAAUCCUGCCACCACCGGCUUCAACCCUGCCACCACACUACCAGGUCUGAUGCCCCUCCCAGGUGGCUUACCUCCGCUCCCUAACCUUCCCAAUCUCAACCUGCCGCUCCCAGACCUGAGUGCAGUGCCACUUGCAGGCACCAGCACUUUACCACCACCAGUAGGCACAGCAGCUCUGGCCCCUCUCCCACCCCUCAACCUGCCAGGUCUGGCCUCGUUCCCCCCUCUACCCACUGUGCUGCCUUCCCAGCUGCCUCCUCUCCUGCCUCAGGGAGUGGCCCCUCUCUUACCCACCUCCACCGCCAUCCCUCCCGCCUCUCUCACAGUCACAGCAGCGGCCACCGCUGCCGCUAACCCCGUCGCCGACUCUACAGCGCCCACGGAAGCCGUCCCCACGAACGCCACGGAAUCAUCGCCGGCCCCCACGGAAACAACACUAACGUCGUCAUAACCUGGGAACAAAGGUCCCACUCGCCAUCGAACCAAAACACACACCCGGUUUCUCUUUUUCCCCUCCUGUCUGUCUUUCUCUGUGUUUUUCUAUUUAUUUGGCCAAGAGGGACAGGCAGGCUGCACCAGUUCACACCCAGAGGUCAGCAUGCUCCAGUUAUGGGUGAGGGAGCUUGUGUGGAGCGAUGAAGGAUGAAUGGAUAUGAAGAAUGGAGGACUGAUGUAGACUGGUCUUACCAACACGUCUUCAUAAACAGAUUGUCAUGGAGCUUGCCUGAGCUACUUUAUGAGGAGGACAAGGUCUGCUCUUCAGUUUGUAGUUUGCUUCGCACUUCUGCAGUUACAUCAAGGCAAAGAAAUAUCUUAGAAUCUUCCCCUUUUCUGAUCUGGACAUCUUCUCUGUUUCACAGUUGUGUUUUUUUAUAUAUAUAAACAGUGUAUGUUAAUGGGGCUGGACAAUAAAUUGAAUUUACUGAAUUACUACCUACAUCAGCUCACAGUUCAGUCAUUUAACUGGAAUAAAUCAGGACAAAGAUAUAAGAAGUGGCCAACAUGGGGAAAAAUCAUAAAUUGCUGUAAUAAACAACAGGUAGAUAUGAAGCCAUCAUGUUAGAGAUUUUGGGUCUAAUUGUCCAGCCCUGACCAUGUAACCUUUUAUUAUUAGUUAAUAGACACCCCCUGACUAAUAGAUUAAUUUGAUUGACAUGUAUUAAUUUUUGUUGAUAUCUGAGUAUGUGUCUCCACCCAGUGAAUGAAUCUGCAUUAUUUUGCACCACUUUUGUGUUUUGAAAUGAUUAGUCUGUCCCUUUUGUAUGUCUCUCAGUGUAUUUCCAGAACUCUACACACCGUCUCCACCACACAGAGAUGGUGACAGCCUGAAGGCCGUGCCAGAGGAGACAGAGGUUUACAGUUACAAGAGCUACUGAGGAGAGUGUGUGAGUUUGCUGGGUGAUCAUUAGUAGGGUGAAACAUGGAAGUAUAGUUGUUAAAUACACAGUUUGUCUCCUCCUGGCAUGGCUGAUGUAAAUUGGUAAGCAGAGUUGCGGUGAUACAGUACAGCCACAAGGUGUUGCUGUAACAGAGGCUUCUGAAAACAUCUGCAGUAUGCACAGUGCAAGCAAUAAAGCCAAAUAAAUUUUA
Molecule: messenger RNA, 2591 nt
Organism: Lates calcarifer (barramundi perch)
Lineage: Eukaryota; Metazoa; Chordata; Actinopteri; Centropomidae
Product: Golgi reassembly-stacking protein 2
Exons: 10
Coding region: 115-1452 (445 amino acids)
Biological process (GO): Golgi organization
Cellular component (GO): Golgi apparatus
Molecular function (GO): protein binding
Source: RefSeq, a predicted model, not a curated record